Entelurus aequoreus (snake pipefish) is the source of this 4237-nucleotide messenger RNA. Its product is annotated as flotillin-2a. The transcript is spliced from 11 exons. Gene Ontology annotation, biological process: protein localization to plasma membrane; regulation of myoblast differentiation. Lineage: Eukaryota; Metazoa; Chordata; Actinopteri; Syngnathiformes; Syngnathidae. The coding region runs from base 142 to 1431 and encodes 429 amino acids. Gene Ontology annotation, cellular component: plasma membrane. The record is from RefSeq and is a predicted model, not a curated record.
UGGAAGUGAAAAUCGAUACGGGUGUGACUGAAAGCUGCUGCAUGGAUGUUGUGAAGAAAUACUAGCGAGUCGUUGGUGGUGAAAGGGGUUAACGCAAUAGCGUCGUGUUUAUCGUCUAGUUUUUAAUAUUCUUUUUUUAAAAUGGGAAACUGCCACACCGUUGGACCUAACGAAGCCCUGGUGGUUUCAGGUGGCUGCUGUGGCUCUGAUCAAAAGACAUAUGUUGUCGGAGGCUGGGCUUGGGCAUGGUGGCUCAUCUCUGACAUCCAGAGAAUGUCUCUGGAGGUUAUGACCAUCCUGUGUCGCUGUGAGAAUAUCGAAACCUCGGAGGGUGUUCCCUUGGAUGUGACUGGGGUGGCCCAGGUAAAGGUGAUGACCGAGAAUGAACUGCUGGGUUACGCCUGCGAGCAGUUUCUAGGGAAGUCAGUCGUGGAGAUCAAGAGCGUCAUCCUGCAAACUCUUGAAGGUCACCUGCGUGCCAUCCUUGGCACCUUGACUGUGGAGCAGAUUUACCAAGACAGGGACAAGUUUGCCAGUCUGGUCCGAGAGGUGGCAGCACCUGAUGUCGGCCGCAUGGGCAUUGAGAUCCUCAGCUUUACCAUCAAGGAUGUGUAUGACAAAGUGGAGUAUCUGAGCUCACUUGGCAAAACACAGACAGCUGCAGUGCAAAGGGACGCAGACAUCGGCGUGGCAGAGGCAGAGAGAGAUGCUGGAAUCAGGGAAGCCGAGUGUAAGAAAGAAAUGAUGGAUGUUAAGUUCUUAGCAGAUACAAAAAUGGCCGAUUCCAAGCGAGAGCUGGAAAUGCAGAGAGCAGCCUUCAAUCAGGAAGUGAACACGAAGAAAGCAGAAGCUCAGCUUGCUUAUGAGCUACAAGCAGCCAAAGAGCAGCAGAAGAUCCGUCUGGAAGAAAUUGAAAUCGAAGUGGUCCAGAGGAAGAAGCAGAUCAAGAUUGAGGAGAAGGAGAUUGACCGCACUGACAAGGAGCUCAUUGCCACUGUGAAAAGGCCUGCUGAGGCAGAAGCCUACAGGAUGCAGCAGUUGGCUGAGGGACAUAAGAUGAAGACGGUCCUUACAGCCCAGGCUGAGGCAGAGAAGAUCCGCUUCAUCGGCGAAGCAGAGGCCGCCUCCAUCGAAGCUGUGGGCAAGGCUGAGGCUGAGAAAAUGAGGCUGAAGGCUGAAGCUUACCAGCAAUACGGCGCUGCUGCCAAGACAGCCUUGGUCCUGGAGGCUCUGCCCAUAAUUGCCAGCAAGGUGGCUGCACCGUUGGCCAAGACCAAUGAGAUUGUUAUCCUGAGUGGCGAAAGCAGCCGUGUUACAGGAGAGUUGAACCGUCUGUUAGCUGAACUCCCCGUUUCUGUCAACGCCCUCACCGGAGUGGAUCUGACCAAGAUUCCUCUGCUGCAGAAGAUGACCAGCCAAGCCGCCGUCUAAUGAAUCUGAAACCUUCACCAUAAACAAUAUCUGCCUCAAGCAUGACAACACUUUUUUGACCUACUUAUGCAACUGCCACAAACACCAAACUAGUCUAGUUGUUUUUUUGUUUUUUUCCCCUUCUUAAGACAAAAAUCUCCAGGUUAGUCAAUCAGGAUUUUAUGCUGCAGUCCCGUUCAAUUCAACAUCCUGUGUGUGUGCGCGCAUGCGUCUGUGUGUGCGUCUGUGUGUGUGUGUGUGUGUGUGUGUGUGUGUGUGUGUGUGUGUGUGUGUGUGUGUGUGUGUGUGUGUGUGUGUGUGUGUGUGUGUGUGUGUGUGCGUGUGUGUGUGUGCGUGUGCGCGUGUGUGUAUUUUCUAUUGUGUUUUAGAAAGAGAACACACCGAUUGUGCUGGCAAAAAUCCCCCCCAAAAUCUUACAUGUUGUCUCAUCUCCAAAGCUGUUUUAGUGCCGCAGCACUUCUGUCAGGUUGCGAUGCUAUUUCAUUCAAAGUGUGCCAGCCCCACCUCGUGGUUACACCACUUUUCUGAUCGUUUUCCUCGCCUCGCUUGUCCUCCUCCUCUUCUUGGUCUGUGCUGUGCCUGUCAAAUCACCACUCAAGUGCCCUAACCUUAUAGGAUGGUGGUUUGGCCUCAAAUGUGGUUCAGCUGACUUUACUAACACACUACUUGUGUUUUAGGAAGGAUGGCCUUAAGUGACCGAGGACAUGUACUGAGUACCAGCAGGUCACCCAUCACUAGUACCUCAUGUAGCAUGUUGUAGACGCUCAGGGCCAUUCACUCUUUGCUUCUUUUUACCUUCUCGCUCUAAAAAUGACCGUUUUUUUAGAAUGUUUACACAGUACUGUAGUCCUGUGUUUUGUUGUAUUUACAGUAAUGCUAGUAACUAACAGUCGCAUGUACACAGCAGAUUAACGUGACAAGCAUCACCUUUUUUUUACUCUAACAUGUACAUUUCUGGUAAAUGCAAACAUUUGAUAAAGAAGUAGAGACAUGAGCAGUCUAUUCGUACAGUAGGAAGGGGAUUCAUAUGGCCUCGUUAAUCGUGUUUCACCUGACACAUGAAACGUGAUGACUUGGGGGAUUGCACUAUUCACUUUAGAUGACAAAGUGUUGAAUACCUUUAAAUGUGUUUUGUGGCACGUCCAACUUUGACCACCAAUGUGAGUUGCUUUGUAGAGUGGCGCUUUCCAUUGUUUUCCGAUGACUGCUUUGCAAAACGAAUAAGCCCCAUCUUCCUCUCACAGGGGAUCCACCCAGGAAUGGGGCCAUAUGAAGCCCUCUCUACUGUACCAUGUCUACAUGUAUGUGCGCAGGUGUGAAUUCUGUCAAGUCUGUGUUUCCCAACCUAUUGAGCCGAGGCACAUAUUUUACAUUGGACAUAACUCACUGCAUACAGAAUGAUGAAGCUUCUGCCAUAUAUUUAAUAGUGCUGUCAUUAAUCAGAUUAAUCACACUUUUGGAUUUCAAUUUAUUGUGAUUAAUCACAGGUUACAUAAUAUAAACUAACUUGAAUAAAGACACCAAUAUUUGGACACAUUCAAUUUUACAGUCAGAAUGUCAUCCAGGGACAUUGUUAAAAUGUGUUCCUGUAAUGCACAACAUUUAUUUGCCCAGAAUGUGCUAACACUUUUAUCUUAAGUCAUGUCUGGGUUUAUUUUGCAGUGAAAUUAGCCAGCGAGCACAACAUCUUGGCACUGACGAACGCAUUGACCUUAUUACAACUACUUGUGAAAUAAAUUGUGUGAUUAAUCUGCUUGAUUAAUGCGAUUUUUUUUUGUGAUUAAUCACGUGUUAACUCGUUAUUUUAUGACAGCCGUGGUAUUUAAUUUUUCUGCCUGUGACCUGUGAACAGAUACUGCGUGUUGUAGUGAAUAUGUAAUCAUUUUUAGACCGAUUAAGUGUAUUUAAUAGUGCUGUCAAAUGAUUACCUAUUUUAAUCAGAGUAAUCACACUUUUGAAUUUGGAUUAAUUGUGAUUAAUCACACGUUGUUAUGCUCGUAUAUAAUUUACACUAACUUUAAAAAGACCCCAACGUUUGGACAUAAAUGCCGUUUUACUGUCAGGAUGUCAUUGAAUGCACUUCUGCACAUGUGACUAAUUCGUGUGUAUACAUGAUUAUUGUAAUGUUUUUUUGUGAUUAUUAACAUGAGUUAACUCGUAAUUUUUGACAGCCCUAAUGUUUAAUUUUGCUGCCUGUGAACGUUGAACAAAUACCGCGUCUUAGUUGUAGUAAAUAAAUUAGAAUUUUUGGACCGAUUAGGUGUAUUUAAUCAUGCUGUCAAAUUAUUACUUAUUUUAAUCAUAAUACAUAACACUUUUGAAUUUGGAUUAAUGGUAAUUAAUCGCAGGUUAUUACAUGCUUUAUGAUUUAAACUAACUUCAAAAAGACCCCAACAUUUGGACAUAAAUGCACUUUUACUGUCAGGAUGUCAUUGAAUGCACUUCUACACAUGUGAUUAAUCUUCGUAAAUACAUGAUUAUUGUAAUAACAUUUUGUGAUUAUUAACAUGAGUUAACUUGUUAUUUUUGACAGCCCUAAUGUUUAAUUUUGCUGCCUGUGAACUUUGAACGAAUACCGCGUCUUAGUUGGAGUAAAUAAAUUAGAAUUUUUGGACCGAUUAGGUGUAUUUAGACGUGCUGUCAAAUUAUUACCUAUUUUAAUCAUAAUAAUUACACUUUUGAAUUUGGAUUAAUGGUAAUUAAUCACAGGUUAUUACGCGCUUUAUGAUUUAAACUAACUUCAAAAAGACCCCAACAUUUGGACAUAAAUGCACUUUUACUGUCAGGAUGUUAUUGAAUGCACUUC